Mobula hypostoma (lesser devil ray) is the source of this 1588-nucleotide messenger RNA. Its product is annotated as leucine repeat adapter protein 25-like. The record is from RefSeq and is a predicted model, not a curated record. The coding region runs from base 188 to 694 and encodes 168 amino acids. The transcript has 2 exons. Lineage: Eukaryota; Metazoa; Chordata; Chondrichthyes; Myliobatiformes; Myliobatidae.
AGAGACCGAACGCACAGGAAGGGCGGGCGGGGGAGAAGGUUCCAAAUCGUGACCGGGAGUCCGCGAUGGACUAAGUUGGAGAAGGGGGCAUCCAUAAACCGGAUGGAAACCGGAUUAGCUCGGAAGCAGCGAGGCUCGCGGGACGAUUAGGGGAACUUGCCAAGCGCUGCCUCACCCCGCUGGGGACAUGGCGACAGCGCAGGCCGAGGCAGCGGCCGGCAUCGAGGGGCUCCCCCCGCUGCCCAAGGGGCUGAGCGGGAUCCUGAACUCGGCCGGCGGCUCCUGGAGGGAGAUGGAGCGGCUCUACACCAAGAAGACUAUGAUCCAGGAGGAGCUCAGCCGUCCCCGGCCGGCCGCAGGCAACCUCCGCCGGAGCAGACCGGCCAACCUGGACGCGGCGCUCGCGUCCCUGCGGAAGGAGAUGGUGGGCCUCCGGCAGCUGGACAUGUCCCUCCUGUGCAAGCUCUGGUCGCUCUACGAGGCCAUCCAGGAGUACAAGGGCCUGUACCAGGACGCCAGCGCCGCCGCGGCCCCCGAGGGCCCCUUCUCCCCGGAGAACAGCUACUACGAGGAGGAGGAGGAAUACGAGGCCGAGCAGGCGGGGGACGAGGCACCGCGCAGCAGUCUGAAGGUUCCCCACACCCAGAACUCCCGGGACAAGUGGCUGGAGGACUCCUUCCACAUCACGAUAUGAAGUAGAAACCGUUGGGACUGGUAGUUUCCGUUCUGAAAACUGGUUUUGGUCACCUUUUGUGUUCUGCUGUCUGACACCUUGACUUCACUGGGAAGCGUGGCGGUUAGCGCGACGCGUCGCCGUACCAGCGUCCCCGGGUUCCAUUCCCGCCGCGGCCUGUGAGGUGUUUGUACAUUCUCCCCGUGACCGCCUGCGUGUCCACCGGGGGCCCCCACUGUCUGAAGACGUACCGGUUGGUAGGUUAAUUGGUCAUUGUAAAUCGUCCCAUGAUUAGACCAGGAUUAAAUCGGGGGAUUGCUGGGCGGCUCGACUUGAAGCGCCGAAAGGGACUGUUCCACAUUGUAUCUCAAUACGUAAAUAAAACUUACACCCUAAGGUAUCAAAUGCAGAGUUAGUGCAUUCAGACCAUUCAAACAUGCUAAUUCCCUUUCUCAACCUGCUCUUCCUGACCCUUAAACCCAUUACCAAUCAAGAACAUGACAACCUCUGCCUUAAGUACUUGGCCUCCACCAUCUAAAUGGCAACAAAUUCCACAGGUUCAUGGCCCGAGAGUUGAAACAUUUUCCUCGUCUGAGGCGGUGCCUUGGGACGCUGCACUCUCCUACCGAUGGAAGCAUCCUCUCCAAGUUCACUAUGUCCAGGAUUCGGUAGAUUUGAAUGAGGUUCCCCCAGGGUUGGGCGCUCCCUGGCCUCUGGGUCAGUGGCGGUGGGGCAAGGCCACAAGAAUAGCAGAUUGACGUGGGAAAUACAGAAGUGGUCCCUCAGGCACUUGGGGAAGGCUUGGUGGGACAGUGUGGAGGCAGAUUCACUCUGCGACUGACCUCCUUUUUCAAAAAUACAAAAUAUCUUUUUUACAAAUUCAGUGCUAUAUAUACAAAACAGUGAUGAACACAA